Molecule: messenger RNA, 737 nt
Organism: Nezara viridula (southern green stink bug)
Lineage: Eukaryota; Metazoa; Arthropoda; Insecta; Hemiptera; Pentatomidae
Source: the annotation of a GenBank genome assembly
UGAAGAUGUUGCUGUUUAUGAUGCUUAUACUAUCUUUUGCCAAUGGCAAAAAAAUAGAUUUGAGUUACCCAUAUGACGAAGAUACUGCAUAUUGGAUUCCUUCUGAUAUACCUUUCAGGUUUAUUAAAAAAACAGCAAAUGUAGACGAUGGAUAUUGGUAUGCAGCCAAUCAAUUUGAGACCGCAGAACAUUGUGGAACUCAUCUUGAUGCUCCCUACCAUUUCAAUAAAUUAGGAUGGAAAGUGGAUGAAAUACCUUUAGACAGAUUGAUAACAACAGGUGUUUUCUUAAAUGCUUCUUUGGAAACAAAUGGAAAUUGUUCUUUUACAUUAUCAACUAAGGAACUUGAAAAGUGGGAGAAUCAAAAUGGAGAAUUUCCAAAUAAUUCUGUUCUGCUCAUUAGCUUUGGUUGGGCAUCAAGAUACAAUAAUAAAACGGAAUAUUUUGGGCCAUCAUCUGAUAAACUUUGUUUUCCUGGACUAUCAAAAGAGGCUGCAGAAUGGAUAACCAAGUCUGAAAAGAUUGUCGGAGUUGGUGUCGACACCCCCUCAACAGAUCAAGGAUUAAAUGUUGAAGCACAUCUUGAAUUGACCUCAAAGAAUUUAUAUUUGCUAGAAAACUUAGCUAUAAUACACCCCUUGCCAAACAGGAAUUUCACAGUUUAUUCUCUUCCAAUGAAGAUAAAGAACGGAACUGGAGGUCCUUGCAGAAUAGUGGCUGAUCUUUCUACAUUAUAA